UAGGUCCCACUGCAGCCCAGGUGGCGGCGCUAGUGCGAUUGAGCCGAACUGAAGUGGAGAAGAAGAAGAUCCAGCGCUGCUGAGCCUGUCGGGGGGAGAGAAGGAGAGAAAUGAACGGCAUUCACUGGAAGUCCUUACCAUCUGCUAGUGUCCAUGCAGCUUAAAUCCACCUCCACAAACACAUUAGGAAAUGCCUUAAACAGAAGAACUACUGGAAUAUAAUAAUAUGGCGUCCAGAAGAAGCUCCAGAACGCAGCAGGUCUUCUGGUGCUCUCCACGCUGACGCUUCUCACAACAGAAUGGACCAAGAAACAGACAAGGCGAGAACCCACCACUGCUUAGAGUGUGGGAAGAGCUUUACUCACCAGCGUGUGCUCCGGGCACACCAGCGCGUUCACACCGGAGAGAAGCCGUAUCGCUGCUCCGAGUGUGGCAACUGUUUCGCUCGACAGAGUCACCUGCAGUCGCACAAGCGUGUUCACUCAGGAGAGAAGCCCUAUCACUGCUCCGAGUGUGGGAAGAGUUUCACUCGACAGGGUGGGCUCCAGUCACACAAGCGUACUCACACGGGAGAGAAGCCGUACUGCUGCUCCGAGUGCGGGAAGAGCUUUAAUCGUCAGAGCAGCCUCCAGCUGCACGGACGCAUCCACACAGGAGAGAAGCCGUAUCACUGCUCGGCGUGCGGAAGCAGUUUCAGAGACAGAGAUUCCCUUAAAAGACACCAGCGCAUUCAUACGGGAGAGAAGCCCUACGACUGCUCGGAGUGUGGGAGGAGCUUUAGAGACAGAGAUGCCCUCAAAAAACACCAGCGCACUCACACCGGAGAGAAGCCCUAUCACUGCUCGGUGUGUCUGAAGAGCUUCCCUCACCAGAGCAGCCUGCAGGUGCACCUGCGCAUUCACACGGGAGAGAGGCCGUAUUACUGCUCGGACUGUGGGCAGAGUUUCAGAGACAGAGGUACCCUCAGAAGUCACCAGCGCACUCACACCGGAGAGAAGCCCUAUCACUGCUCAGAGUGCGGGAGGAGUUUCAGAGACAGGUGCACCUUCAGAAGACACCAGCACGUUCAUGCCGGAGAGAAGCGGUGCACCUGCUCAGAGUGUGGCAGAAGCUUCAGGUAUCCGAAAAGUCUGAAAGACACACAAGUGCACUAAAAGUGAGAUUAAAACUCAUUAGGCAUGAAUUUGUCAAAAGGAAAACAAAAAUAAGAUUUUUAUCAGUUUUUAUAGGUUAGCGUGAAUCACGUGACCUGUAAUUUUGCAGUUUACCCUCAACAUUAUGGGAAAGGAGGUCCUGACUUCCUCUCUCUUGUGCUUUAUAUACUUGCAUGAUUGCGAUUGUCUGUAUAAUGACUUUAGUAAAGGUGAUGGUUCUAUAAAGAACCAUGAACACUCAAAGAACCAUUUGCAUGCUUACAUUGUGAAAUUUAAUUGUAAAUUGUGUUUCCAUUGUGAAAUCUUUCUUCAAAUUGAUGCAGAAUGUGUUGUGAAUGGUUCUUUGUAUAAUCUUUCUGAAAAGGGUUCUGUAUAGCACCCAAAAGGGUUAUGUUGUUACAAGCUUGACAUUGGACACAAUAGAAGAACUCUUUUUGGUGCUUUAUCGAACCAUAUACAACUCAUUCCCCAUCAAUCUGAAGAACCAUUUCACCAUGCAAAGUACUUAAGCAGGCAAAUGGUUCUUUCAGUGUUCAUGGUACUACAUAGAACCAUUGUCAUUACUAAAGAACCCUUGAAGGACAACCUUUUUUAAGAGUGUAUGAAUACUUGAUUAUGUCCAUGAUGACACAUUAAUGCUGCGCUAUGUCAGAUUUGGGGAUUUGGAGACCUCUGUGGUGGAAAUGUGGAACUGCACGCAAGAACAUUUUGUAGAGUGGGUUGAGCUUCAGUCUCCUUCCGCAAGCAGAUGAAUCUGAUGACUGAAAGAGAAUUCAAAGAGAGUGAAUUAUCUACUACUGUCAUCACAUCUUCAUCAUGAUUUGAUUCUGAGAUCAUUUGAGGCCGAAACAUCGAGCCGGACCUUCUUUUUGAGUCUGUGCGUGUGAUGUUAAUAUGUAAAGACGUACGACGUGGUGUGAAAAACUCCCACAAUGAAUUCUGUUUGUUUAAUUCCAUAUGUGUUACGGCUGGGCAUUUAAUCGAAAAGUAAUCGAAACCGACAUUCAGAACCUCUAACCGACGCAAUCUUGCCCACAUUCGGUUAUUUAGAUUUUUUUUUAAAUUCUGUUAAUCCUUUCCCGACUCUACGUGUUCAUGUACUGUCCCCUUAAAACUUACUAACACGUAUCACGUGAUUCCGCCACGUCCACUCUGCGACAUGGAAGCUAAGGCUACAUUCACACAGCAAGUAAAAGUGGCCCAAAUCCGAUUUUCUCACCAAAUCUGAUUAUUUUGUCUGGCUGUUCAGAUUAUCUUUUAAA
Messenger RNA from Colossoma macropomum (tambaqui), 2416 nucleotides. RefSeq names its product zinc finger protein 239-like. NCBI's taxonomy places the organism in Eukaryota, Metazoa, Chordata, Actinopteri, Characiformes, Serrasalmidae. The record is from RefSeq and is a predicted model, not a curated record. Gene Ontology annotation, biological process: regulation of transcription by RNA polymerase II. Gene Ontology annotation, molecular function: DNA-binding transcription factor activity; RNA polymerase II cis-regulatory region sequence-specific DNA binding. Bases 300 to 1154 code for a protein of 284 amino acids. The transcript has 2 exons.